This is a messenger RNA of Adineta ricciae, 88 nucleotides long. The record is from the annotation of a GenBank genome assembly. Lineage: Eukaryota; Metazoa; Rotifera; Eurotatoria; Adinetida; Adinetidae.
CAUUUUUCUCUUUGAUUAUCCUCAUAAACAUAUUGGCAUUGAUCAUCAAGCAGGUGAAUUCAAUCAAGGACAUAAGUCACCUUCGUAG